CACGGACUUCCGUUAAGCGAAAGCUUUUCCUAUUCUUUCCACAACCAUUUGAUCAGUUUUAAUUUUUACUGGUUGGGAUUGUCGAGUUUUAAAAUCACCAACCGUUUCAAGAAGCUUGACAUAAGUCAUACAUAUUAAAACACCUCAUCUGUUAACUAACACUGAAUGUAUUUCCACUUGUUUUUAUUUCAACGUCCCUAUCUGAUCAAAUCGUUAUUUUUUAUUUUAGAUACAGUACUCGUCAAGACAAACCUCAGCUAUUUGUUUAAUCUAGUCAACACGGUACAUCAAGGAGACACGUAAAUAAAUAAACGUUUUAACUUGUAAGAUGCCCACCUCAUCCUCUGCGUCAUCAAAGUCUGCCACUGCAUCACCGAGAGGAUCAGCCGGAGGUGCUCGACAGAGAAAGGCACCGGCUUCUUCAGCUAGACGACCAGUUGCUCCAACUGCACAGAAAAACCCCGUUUUCCUAUUUUAUUCAGAAGAUUCUCCCGGAAUCAAAGUUGGACCCGUACCAGUACUAGUUAUGAGUCUGUGUUUCAUAGUUUCUGUAUUUCUUUUGCACUUCUGGGGUAAAUAUACCCGCAGUGCUUGAAAUAUUUACUCUAUUACUUAUUUUGUAAUAACUUGGUGAAUGAGGUGCGGUACUUAUUUAAUAAAGUCGAUUGAAUAACCAU
Messenger RNA from Schistosoma spindalis, 677 nucleotides. The record is from the annotation of a GenBank genome assembly. Lineage: Eukaryota; Metazoa; Platyhelminthes; Trematoda; Strigeidida; Schistosomatidae.